AAAGCGAAGCCCCAUAGCACAGUGCUGCACAGAGUCUGGCUAUCAGUGUUUCUUGCUGCUCGCAAUACAGCGCAGUUCGAAUCUCAAGCUCCUUCAUCCUGUAACUGUACAUCACUGGCAGCCAGCACUUGCUACUUGAAACAGCUACAGGCAAAGAUGACCAAAAAGGUUUUUACCAACACCAGGGAGAGAUGGAGGCAGCAAAACGUAAACAGUGCCUUUGCAGAGUUGCGGAAACUCGUCCCAACUCACCCUCCAGAUAAGAAGCUGAGCAAAAACGAAAUCCUGCGCCUGGCUAUGAAAUACAUCGACUUUCUGGUCAGGUUGCUUAAAGACCAAGGAACAGAUCAAGGGAGGUCGGACUUCAGCAAAGUUGGAUCUUUUCCAGAGGUCACCCAUCGGCGGUCCCCGGGCCAGAGAACACCAGUCGUUGAGAGUAAUGUCCCAUCACCAGCCUCAGGCUGCAGCAGCUGUAAUGAGGAAUCAGAGAGUCCCGGCAGCUCACCUGAGGAACAUUCCUGCUCAGCUAACAGCACCGUGGUACCGUCCACUGCUAUUUUAUAUCAAUUUGCUCUGUUAAAAAAAUUAAAUGUUUUGUAGUCCGUGGCCCCUAAGCACUAGAAUGUCCUAAUGUGCGUUUGUGUGUGUUUAGAUGUGUUCAUUGACCUAGGUGAAAUACAGGUCACUAAAACCUUUAUUUCUGUAAAAAAAAAUAAAGUUAAAUGGAAGGAAAAUAAAUUCUGGCAUCAGGAGGUUGAAAAUCUUAAUUCCAAUGUGACAUUCAUGUACCAGCCAAAGGUGUUCAUUAGACAUUUGAGGACUACACUGGUAAAUUAUUAAACUGAGAAUAGUGUAUCUUUAAGAUUUCUUCUUUGAAACAUGAAUUGUUUCAUUGUCUCUAAGCUCCGUGGGGUGGAUUUUCCACCUGCUGCCUUCCACAAACUGAAGCUGACUGGAGGAGGGGGUGGGCGGGCAAACUCUUCCUGUGAACAAAUGGGAUGGAAUUUUACACCGACAGGAUUUUACGAUCCCACCAAUGGCCCGGCCUCGCCCCUGCCCACGGUGGGACAUAAAAUUCCGCCCCAAUGUUCCGGAAAUCAAUGGGGAAUCGGGCGGUUUGUAUAAUGGGUGGAAAGUUGAAAAUCUACCCAUGUUUCUUCAAUGAAAGGACCUCCUUCCACUUGUUCUGCACAAGCUAGGAUUCUGUGGUGUCUGACACUGGAAGUAUCAAUCAGCACGCAAUUAUAUACUGUAAGGAUGCCGCUUACAUGCGACAACUUGCAGACAACCUCCUUAACAGUUUAGUGGCAUCUAUCAGCCUGAGCUCACCUUGGUCAUUGUUAACCUAACUUGUAGCUCAGUCUCAGAGCGAGUGGGAGAAACAUUUGGGAACGCAGGAGGAUGUAAAAAAGCUGAGAUAAUAAUGAGACUUCACUCUUUUUCCUUUCAUGGGGUGUGGGCGUCACUGGCAAGGCCAGCAUUUGUUGCCCAUCCCUAAUCGCCCUUGAACUAUAUAGCUUUCUAUACCGUUUCAGAGGGCUGUUAAGAGUCAACCACACUGCUGUGCUGUGGGUCUGGAGUCAUAUACAGGCCAGACCAGGUAAGGACGGCAGAUUUCCUUCCUGAAAGGACAUUAGUGAACCAGAUGGGUUUUAUGACAAUCAAUGAUAGUUGUCAUGGUCACCAUUACUGAGACUAGCUUUAACUUAAUUGAAUUCAAACUCCACCAGCUGUCAUGGUGGGAUUAUGAAUCCACAUCCCCACAUUACUAGCUCAGUGACAUUACCACUACACCACUGUCUCCUAUCCGAUGCUGUUUUUGAUACAUGCUGUUAUUUUAGUUCCAAUAAUCAUAAUGCCUAAAUGUUAUUAUUUCUGACGGUUGGAAUUUGUAAAAUAAGAUUUCACAAUGUUUUAAAGGCACAAAUAUUAAGUUAAUUUAUUUUUCUCCUGAGAUUACUAAUGUAAGAUUGUGAAGCACUCUGCAGAGCGGAAGAGUGGGUUCAUGUCAGUGUCCAAAGUCUUUACAGAGACUUAACUUCUUUCCAUGGGAUGGUUAUCUGACCUGUGAAUCUAAUCGCAAUCAAUUACACUUCAAAAACCACUACAUGAAAUUAUGUGUGAACAUUGUUCUCUGAAUGUUUUAACAAUUCCCAAUAAUUUUUACCAUGUCUUUCUGUCCUAGCUAAAUUAAUUUAAUUUAAUUCAAUUAACUUAAAGUAUAUUAAUAUAUUAAUGGGAAAGAAAAGUAAAUGUUUUGUUGAACUAGCCAAAGAGUCUGCAAAUGUAUAAAAUGCCCGCAGUUGACUUUAUGAAUGAUCUAAUAAAGGUGAUUAUAAAAUAUAGUACUGUACAGGCAUUUCAAACUGACUCAGUUCUGAGUUUAAUGUAUUUAUUAUUGAAUGUUUUGAAACCAAUAACAUUGUAGCCUCAUGAUCGGUGGUAUUUUGAAAUAAAUAUGUAUUUUGUGUAAUUUGCUAGAAUAUACUUGAUCAUCUGUAUCCAUUUAAUAAUAAAUGUUGUAAAUGCAAAGGAAAUAAAGAAAAAUGAGUCAAA
Molecule: messenger RNA, 2556 nt
Organism: Carcharodon carcharias (great white shark)
Lineage: Eukaryota; Metazoa; Chordata; Chondrichthyes; Lamniformes; Lamnidae
Gene: tal2
Product: T-cell acute lymphocytic leukemia 2
Exons: 2
Coding region: 157-600 (147 amino acids)
Biological process (GO): regulation of transcription by RNA polymerase II
Molecular function (GO): RNA polymerase II cis-regulatory region sequence-specific DNA binding; protein dimerization activity; DNA-binding transcription factor activity, RNA polymerase II-specific
Source: RefSeq, a predicted model, not a curated record